Molecule: messenger RNA, 1151 nt
Organism: Abrus precatorius (Indian licorice)
Lineage: Eukaryota; Viridiplantae; Streptophyta; Magnoliopsida; Fabales; Fabaceae
Product: thioredoxin-like
Exons: 2
Coding region: 98-625 (175 amino acids)
Cellular component (GO): cytoplasm
Molecular function (GO): oxidoreductase activity, acting on a sulfur group of donors, disulfide as acceptor; protein-disulfide reductase activity
Source: RefSeq, a predicted model, not a curated record
AGCACAACUACAACCUCAUCCUUAUUCACCUGCCCACACUCUUCUUCUCUCUUCCUUCGCCGCUUAAGAAUAUCCACAUCUCAUCUCUGCUUCCACCAUGGCCACACUCUUCGAUUCCCUCGCCGUCGUUCCUCUCCCUUCCGCCCCCUUCUCUCCGGUCACCGCCCGCCGCACCACCGCCAAGUUCCCCCACUACGCCGGCCUCAAACUCAGACCCCUCGCCGCCACUCGCUUCGCCCCUUCCUCCUCUCCCAGAAUCGCUUCCCGCACCGCUCGCAUCGUCUGCGAGGCUCAGGAUACUGCCCUCGAUGUGGCUCCUAUUAAUGAUGCAAAUUGGCAAUCCCUUGUCCUUGAAUCUGAAUCUCCCGUUUUGGUUGAAUUUUGGGCCCCAUGGUGUGGUCCCUGCCGAAUGAUUCACCCUAUAAUUGAUGAGCUAGCAAAGCAAUAUGCUGGGAAGCUAAAGUGUUACAAACUUAACACAGAUGAGAGCCCUUCAACUGCUACAAGGUAUGGCAUUCGAAGCAUCCCAACUGUUAUGAUAUUCAAGAAUGGCGAGAAGAAAGAUACAGUUAUUGGUGCUGUGCCCAAGUCAACAUUGACCACAAGCAUAGAAAAAUUCUUAUGAGGUGGUAAGUAAAGAAGGCUUUUGCUGGAAGUACAGCUGUUUUUCCUUUUAGCUUAUUUUGUUCUAAGCCCAUGUCCCAAGUUUCUGUGAUUUGUUUACUCAAAUACUUAUGUUCCUGUACAGUUAUCAGAUGCAAUCUUAUUUUCUGCUUUUAGAUUAUUCUAGUUACUAAGUGAAUUUGCCAUUGAUCAUAGCGCAUUUUAAAUUUACUUUACAUCUUUGGCUGGCUUCUGUUUCUUUUAAUCUUUCACUGAACACUGGUGACACGUGGGGUAUAUGUUUAUAAAACAUAAGUUAGAUAAUUUAAAUUAGAUCUAUUAGGUCUCAUGGAUAUUAAAUGGAUAAUUUGGAAAUGUAACGUUAAUUCUCUGGUGCAUUUGGCUGAAGCGAAAUACAUGCAUAUCUUUGUUAUUGACUCUUUGACCUUAAACUUUCUGUGCUUCUAGCCUCUCUUUUGUAUUUGCUAUUAGCCAGUGGAUGUUUCAAUAUUGCUGUUAUCUUCCAUUUGUGGAGUAACUCAGCUACA